AUGGAUGGCAUGACUAUGGUUCGCUCGGGCGAUGAGCCAUUUAUGCAAUUUGAUAAGCUGAAAUUACGGAAUUAUUUUCCGCAUGAAAUCGAGAAGCUCAGCGUUUUACGGGUAACACAAACAAGGAGUUUUGAUGAGGUUGGACAUGCUAUUCGAGGAGGACUUUACGAUCCUGUACUGGGUCCAGUGGAACCAAGAGAU
Molecule: messenger RNA, 201 nt
Organism: Strongylus vulgaris
Lineage: Eukaryota; Metazoa; Nematoda; Chromadorea; Rhabditida; Strongylidae
Source: the annotation of a GenBank genome assembly